AUGCCAUCUGAACAGAAACAGUUGUUUCUUGAUGAAAAACACACUACUGUACAAAAAGAUUAUGAUGUGAAGAAUGAGAUAGUUGAUACUGUAAGAUCAGUACCUAAACCAAGCAUUUCAGGAAGUAGAUGUCAUUAUGAACUAAGAAAUGUGAAAAUUGAUUUGCCGAAGAUAAAUAUUCCAAAUGAAGCCCUAUUAAAACAUGAACUUGAGAAAUACAGAAAAUUAUUUCAGAAUAAACCACAGACUGCAAGAAAAUCUAUUAGUUUAAAGACCAUAAGCUGUGUUGAGGAGUGCAUGUUGCUCUAUAAGUCUGAGAAGACUGAAGAAGAGGGUGUAAAAAUGUCUGCAAAAAUACUCAAUUUCAACUGUUCAAAAUGCCGAGACAACACUCGAUAUAGCCCAAAUGAUUUGCAGAAACACUUCCAAAUGUGGCACCAUGGUGAAUUACCUUCCUAUCCUUGUGAAAUGUGCAGUUUUUCAGCAAAUGACUUCCAGGUAUUUAAACAACACCGACGUACCCAUAAAAGCACUUUAGUAAAAUGUGACAUUUGUAACAAUGAGAAUAUGUAUACUUUAUUGGACUUGACAAAGCAUUUCAUAUCUACACAUUGUAUUAAUGGUAAUUUUCAGUGUGAAAGGUGCAAAUUCUCAACCCAGGAUGUUGGCACGUUUGUUCAGCACAUUCAUAGACAUAAUGUAAUUCAUUAUAAAUGUGGUAAAUGCCAUCAUGUCUGUUUUUCCAAAGGAGAGCUUCAGAAGCACCUUCAUGUUCAUUCUAGUACAUAUCCCUUCACUUGUCAGUAUUGUAGGUAUGGUGCCACUAGGAGAGAAUACCUUAUAAGACAUAUUUUAACUUUUCACAAAGAACAUUUAUAUGCAAAAGAAAAACUGGAAAAAGACAAAUAUGAAAAAAAGGUGGCAAAGACUUCAGCAGGACUUAAGCUAAUACUGAAAAGAUACAAAGUAGGUGCAUCAAGGAAGAUAUUCUGGAAGCGUAAGAAAAUUAACAAUGGAAGUGAUGGAAGUAUAGAAAACACCACAGAAGUACUUAAAAAAACGAAAGAAACACAGACUAAAGACCAGAGCUGUCUUGUUCAGGAACAUUUAAAUGAAAAAAAAGAUGAAAGAGUACAUCAUGAGAAGAAGAAUGAGAAACCCACUGAAAUACAGUCAGAAAAGCCAACUCUUCAGUCCACUGCACAGUGUAAUAGAGCUGAAGAGGGGUCAAAGUCUGCUUCUGGUUCCUUGAAGAUGACUUCUAUACAAGGACCUACAAUGUUAAUGGUGAAAAAUAGUAAAAUAACAGUCCCUGCUAACUACAGUGCUAAGUUUAUGGGCUUCAAGAUGGUGGAUGGAAAACAACAUAUUGUAAUAAAAUUGUUGCCUGCCAAUAAACAAAGUUUAUAUUCACCAAGCUCACAGUCAGAUGCUUCUAAGGACAGUGCUACUAAUUUGCAGCCUCAGACUUUGGAUACCACUGGAUUUUUAUCUGUAGGCGUAGCACCAGCUGAGUUAAAUGACCCCGUUUACAUCAAAACAACUCCAUUUUCAUGUUCAUCUCCUGUACUUUCAGGGAAAGUAACUUCACAAAAGGAAAUGACUUUGUUAUCUCAAAUGAAUAAUACGCUUCACACAGUGGAUGAUGAAAAAAGUGUACCUUUUUUGCCAACAACAUCAGAAUUUGUUACAGGAUCAGUGAAUUUGACCACUAAAGUUGAAGCCAAGGCUAAUGUCGCCUUAUGGGGAAAUCACAUUACUCAGAGUCACUCUCAGGUAUUAGGUACCACCUUUAAAAGUCCAGAUAAAGUCACCUGUACUGUGAAACCAAGUGCAUACAGCAGUGGAGAUAUGCAUAACUAUUGCAUUAAUUAUAUCAACUCUGAGUCACCUGUUGACUCUUCCAACCAAGGAUCUUUACCUUUUCAUAAUUACUCAAAAGUGAAUAAUAAACAUCAUAGGUUUUUAGGAACAGCAGUGUAUGAAAAUCUUCAAAGAGAAUCUUCAUCAAGCAGAAUAACGGUCCAACAACCAAUAAGUAAAUCGGUUAUAUCACUAGUGAAGAAGGAGAGCUCAAAUCCAGAUAGUCUAUUAGCAUCUGUUAGCCUUUUAAAUACUAAAUAUGGAGCUAUAAAAACACAGGCUGAAAUUGAAAAACAGUGUGCUUUAGGAAAAGGACAAAACAUUGAUGGACAGAACCUGUACACUGAUGAAAGUCAAAAUUUAGAGAAUGCGACUGAAAAACCUAAAUGGGGUAACUUUUCUAAUAUCGAUUCACCUAUGAUGCCUAGAAUCACAUCAGUUUUCUCUCUCCAGAGCCAACAGGCUUCGGAAUUUUUGCCACCUGAGGUAAACCAGUUACUUCAAGAUGUACUAAAAACAAAAUCUGAUAUAAAACAAGAUUCCAGUAACACUCCAGAUAAAGGCCUACCACUGCAUAGUGACCAGUCAUUUCAAAAACACGAGAGAGACGAAAAAAUAGUUGAAUCCUCAAAAGACUUGAAAAUGCAAGGUAUCUUCUCAGUCCCAUCUGGUAGUGUUGCUGUUAAUGACCCUACACAUGAUCUGAAUUUAAAAUGUAAUGGAAAACAAGUGCUAUCAAUGUCACAGAAUGUGAGAGAUUCAGAGAAGACACCUAGAAUUUCAGGAAUUGGCACAUUACUUAAGACUCAGUCAGAUGCAAUAAUAACACAGCAGCUGGUAAAAGACAAACUAAGAGCCACUACGCAAAAUUUAAGUUCUUUGUAUAUACAGAAUCCAGUUGUAAAUUCAGAGCAAAAGAAAACUAUAUUUGUUCAGACUCCAAAAGGUCUUUUUGUACCAUUGCACAUUGCUAACAAGCCUGGAUUACAGAUUGUUUCAGGAAGACCUCUUUCAUUCGUUAACACACAAGGUGUCCCUACUUCUCUUCUUUUAAACAAGAAACCUGGGAUGAUUUUAACUUUUAAUAAUGGGAAACUUGAAGGUGUUGCCAGUGUCAAAACUGAGAGUGCUCAAUCUUGUGGUGGAACUACGACUAAGGAGCCUAGCAGAGCACCAAUUUUAAAGGUAGAGCCAAGUAAUAAUUGUCUUACACCUGCACUUUGUUCCAGCAUUGGCAGUUGUUUGAGCAUGAAAAGUAGUUCAGAAAAUAAUUUGUCAUUAAAAGGCCCUUACAUUAUUAAAACAUCAGCAACUUCUCCAGUGAAAGCUGUUCCUGCCCCUACUCCUACUGUGCACUCUGAGCAUCAGCACACGAAGUUGAAUAGCUUGGAUCCAGCCAAACAACAGAAUGAAGUUUUUCCAAAACCACCUCUUUAUACCCUCUUGCCUGAUGGCAAACAAACUGUUUUUUUUAAGUGUGUGAUGCCAAAUAAAACUGAGCUGCUUAAGCCGAAAGUAGUCCAAAAUAGUACUUACCAUCAAAAUACACAGCCAAAGAAACCUGAAGGAACACCACAAAAAAUACUGCUGAAAAUUUUUAACCCUGUUUUAAAUGUGACUGCUGCUAAUAAUCUGUCAGGAAACCACUCUGCAUCUUCAUUGCAAAAAACUGAUGGACCAUCUACUCAGACUAUGGAAGGAGGGCCCAAGGAGCCAGAGUCUUCUCGAGAGGCCUUACCUUUCUUACUGGACGAUUUGAUGCCAGCAAAUGAAAUUGUGAUAACUUCUACGGCAGCAUGCCCAGAAUCUCCUGAGCAGCCAGUGUGUAUCACUAACUGUUCAGAUGCCAGGGUAUUAAGGUCUGAAGUUGACUGUACAAAUGAGAGAAGCUUCAGUAGCAAAAAGGCUUGCAAAAGAAAUUUUUCAAGAAUAAAAACUGAUGUCAGAAGUAAAGAUUCUGAAACUGCCUUUGCAACUAGAGAGAGAAACUGUAAACGAAAAUGUAAGGAUAAUUACCAAGAACCUCCUAGAAAAAAAGCAACAUUGCAUAGAAAGUGUAAAGAAAAGGCUAAACCUAAAGAUUUCUGUGAAACUUUUGGACCUAGGUUUUCAAAAGAUUCUGUCAGAACUUUGCGCCUUUUCCCCUUUAGUUCCAAACAGCUUGUGAAAUGUCCUAGGAGAAACCAACCAGUUGUAGUUUUGAAUCAUCCUGAUGCAGAUGCACCGGAAGUUGUAAAUGUGAUGAAAACUAUUGCUAAAUUCAAUGGACGUGUGCUCAAGGUUUCAUUGUCAAAAAGAACUAUGAAUGCCUUACUGAAACCAGUUUGUUGUGACCCUUCAAAAACAACUUAUGAUGAGUAUUCCAAAAGGCACAAAAUAUUUAAACCUCUUAGUUCUGUGAAAGAAAGAUUUGUGCUAAAAUUAACACUCAAAAAGACAAGCAAAAACAAUUACCAGAUUGUGAAAACUACCUCUGAAAGUAUUUUGAAGGCUAAGUUUAACUGUUGGUUUUGUGGUCGAGUGUUUGACAAUCAGGAUGCUUGGGCUGGUCAUGGGCAGAGACAUUUAAUGGAAGCUACUCGAGAUUGGAAUAUGUUAGAAUAA
This is a messenger RNA of Orycteropus afer afer, 4467 nucleotides long. It is a transcript of the gene ZNF518A, whose product is annotated as zinc finger protein 518A. NCBI's taxonomy places the organism in Eukaryota, Metazoa, Chordata, Mammalia, Tubulidentata, Orycteropodidae. Gene Ontology annotation, cellular component: nucleus. The record is from RefSeq and is a predicted model, not a curated record. Gene Ontology annotation, biological process: regulation of transcription by RNA polymerase II. Bases 1 to 4467 code for a protein of 1488 amino acids. The transcript has a single exon. Gene Ontology annotation, molecular function: DNA-binding transcription factor activity, RNA polymerase II-specific; RNA polymerase II transcription regulatory region sequence-specific DNA binding.